Klebsormidium nitens is the source of this 5976-nucleotide messenger RNA. Lineage: Eukaryota; Viridiplantae; Streptophyta; Klebsormidiophyceae; Klebsormidiales; Klebsormidiaceae. The record is from the annotation of a GenBank genome assembly.
AUGGAGUCAGAGAAACUCCUCAUCUCCAAGCUGAAUUCAGAGAACUAUGUCUCCUGGAAGACUCAGAUGAGACUUCUCCUGACACACAAAGAUCUGGAUUCUGCAAUCGAACCAGAGACAAGGUCAGAAGAGGUGCUCAACCGAAGGUCAGAGGAUCAGAAGAAAAGAGAAGCCGUCACUCAAAAGAAAGCUCUCGCUCUGAUUGGCCUGAAGGUGGAAGAAGAAUUCCUCGGGGUGAUUGAAGAUGCUGGGGACUCAGCAAGGAAAGCAUGGAGUACCUUCGAAGAGAUGUUCCAAAGCGUCACGAAUGGGAGGAAGCUAAUGCUCAGGCAAAAACUCGCGACGUUGAAGAUGGAACCUGGAGAAAAGGCUGCAAAGUAUAUCUCCAGAGCAAAAGAUCUCAAGAGGGAGUUGCUACACGCCAAGCUAGACACCAGUGACGUAGAUCUAGCUGCUGUUUGUGGUUUGUCUGCAGAGUUCAGGGAGAUCAGGAUGAUCCUCGAACACAGCUCUACAGAAAUAACUCUCGAGAAGGUGCUCCCCCUACUACUCCAGCAUGAAGCAAGAAUGGAGAGAGACGAAAAUCUCGAAGAAAAGAUGAAUUCCACAGCUUUCUUCGGGAAAGGGGAUCAGCCUAGGAGAGAGUGGAAGGGAUCAAGAAAGGAGAAAGAUCCUGGAGGCCUCGAGUGCUACACGUGUGGUGGUAGAGGACACAAGUCUGCCGUGUGUCCCUCAAGAACUCCCUCCAGAUCAGAGUCGAAGGGGAAGAAGAAACUCUCAGCCAACAAGUGUGAACACUGUGGGAAGAAGGGUCACUCAGAAGACAAGUGCUGGGGAAAGCAUGGAAAGCCUCAGAAGAAGGAGAAGCCGAAUUCUGUUGCUUUCUCAGCAUCUGAGGACAAGUUUGCCUCUAAUCACUGGCUCCUGGACAGUGGAGCCUCUCACCACUUGACAGGUGACAGGUCAAAGCUCUUCGAUCUCAGACCUGCCCCAGAAGGACUCCAAGUCGAAUUCGGGAACAAGGGAAUGCUGAAGGUUGAGGCUCUUGGAUCAGCUGAGCUCAACUGCGUCACGCCAGAAGGAACUCAAGUCGUCUUGCUGAAGAACGUCAGACUGGUUCGAGGCGUUGGAGCAAAUCUCGCUUCCCUGACCAAGAUGCUCGAGGGAGGAGCCGAAGUGAGGGGGUCAGGAAGUCAGAUCAGUCUGCUAUUCAAACAGGAAGUGGUGAUGCAGGCAAUCAACUCUGACAGCAUGUUGAUCAUUCAAGAAGAGGGGAAUGGUCAAGCGUUUUCUGUCAAGGAAGAGCAAAGUGCUGAGCUUUGGCACAGGAGGUUCAGUCACGCUAGUCCUGAGGUGCUUGCCAAGAUGGCAGAACAGGAGUCCGUUUCCAAUCUCCCAGUCAGUGCAAAGCAAUUCAGACAGCUCAAGGAGAAAGUUUGUGAGCCGUGCAUCUUAGGCAAACAAACUAGACUCCCCUUCCAAAACAGCUAUAGCCACUCCUCUCGCAAGCCUCUAGAGCUCCUUCACAUGGAUCUCUGUGGUCCUCUCCCUGUUAAGAGCAAAGGAGGUAGCAGAUACAUCCUGACAGUCACUGAUGACGUCAGCCGAUGCUCAGUCGUCAAAUUUCUGCUAGAGAAGAGCCAGGCCAAGAGUGCAAUUAUCGGGAUUGUGAAACAACUCGAGAACCAGCUAGACUCCCGAGUCAAAGAGUUUAGAACUGACAGGGGAGGAGAGUUUCUGAACAAGGAGCUAGCUCAGUUCUGCAGUGAGAAGGGGAUCGUUCAUCAGACGACAAAUCCGUACUCCCCCCAGGAAAACGGAGUAGCAGAACGUCUGAACAGAAUUCUCUUGGAGAAGGCGCGAGCGAUGCCACUUCAAGAUGCGGGACUCUCAAAGGAGCUUUGGGCCGAAGCAGUUUUCACAGCCAACCACGUGCGAAACAGAACCCUGUCGAGAGCGCACGGGAAGACGCCUUUGGAGGUUCUGACUGGAGAGAAACCGUCAGUUUCGCACUUGAGAGUCUUCGGCUGCAUCUGCUACGCUCACGUCCCUGCACCGAAGAGGAAGAAGCUGGACGCCGUUGCUGAGAAGGGGGUGUUCGUCGGCUACGAGCCACACACCAAGGGUUACCGGGUUUUGAAGUCGGACGGGUCGAUCCAGGUCUCAAGGGACGUAACCUUCCAAGAGACUGCGGAGAAGACUGAAGACAAGCCUCCCUCAACAAUCCCCCAAGAUGCAGAUGAAGGAGAUCUGGAGUCGGAAGGAGAAGCAGAGGGAGAGCCUGACGUCAUCAACCCGCACGGCGAACCGGAGGGAGAACCCGAGCCAGCUACCCAACCGGGUCAAGCUAACCCUCCUGCUGAGCCAAAACCCUACAACCUGAGAGGGGACGGAGAGAGACGGAGCAACUCUUGCUACACAGGUCGAGAGUGGGUGAGAGCCAACGCAGCGCGCCAAAAGGCAGAGGGAGAGCCGGAGACGCGAACGGAAGCGAUGGCCCGAGAAGAUGGGGAGCUGUGGGAGAAGGCGAUGGACGAUGAGAUUGCCUCGCUCUUGGAGAACGGAACUUGGACGGUGGAGAAGCCUCCGGAUGGGGUGAGACCGGUUCCAGUGAGGUGGACGUUCAAGCUGAAGCGGGACAAGCAGGGGCAAAUCGAACGGUACAAGGCGAGGUUCGUGGCAAAGGGGUUCAAACAAAAGCACGGGGUCGACUUCGAGGAAGUCUUCGCCCCUGUCAGCCGAUUCCCCACAGUCAGAACCCUCCUAGCCGUAGCCGCAGCGAGAGAUCUUGAGAUCAAACAACUUGAUGUCAAAACCGCGUUUCUGAACGGAACCCUGGAGGAGGAGAUUUGGGCUGACCAGCCAGAGGGGUAUGAAGUCGGGGGAUCAGAGAUGAAGCUGAGACUGAAGAAGUCCCUCUACGGUCUCAAGCAAGCCCCCCGUGCCUGGUACCUGUGCCUCUCUUCUGAGAUGCAGAAGAUCGGGUUUAGCCCCUCCACAGCGGAUCCGGCGCUCUUCUGCCGGAAAGAUCCGGGGAAGGAAACCUACACGGUUGUCUGGGUAGACGACAGCCUAGUGAUCGGGACUCCGGCCGCAGUCGAAGAGACGAAGGAGGCCCUGUCAGCCGUUUUCGACAUCCGUGACCUAGGGGAUGCGAACUUCUUCCUGGGAAUGGAGAUCGAGCGGGACCGGGUUAUCAAGACCCUGAAGUUAACCCAGAAGAGGAGCAUCAAAGACCUGCUGGCGGAGCACGGGAUGGCGGACGCGAAGGCGCGGGCGACCCCGAUGAGCCCGGCGGAGAAGCCGACUCGAGAGGGAGAGAAGUUGGACGUUUCGGCGUUCCCCUACUCCCGUCUCAUCGGCAGCCUGCUCUACAUCGCCAACUGCACCCGUCCUGACAUCAGCCAAGCCGUCGGGGUCCUGUCCCGGUUCAUGAGCAAGCCAACCCGGGACCACUGGAAGAUGGCACGGGCGGUGCUGUCCUAUUUGGCGGGCACACCAGAAGUCGGGUUAAGCUUUGACGGGACAGAGGGGCUGAAGUUGAAGGGGUUCUGCGACGCCAACUACGCGGGCGACAUCGACACGCGGCGCUCAACCACUGGCUACGUCUUCACUCUCGGGGGCGGAGCUGUUUCGUGGGCGUCCAAGUGUCAACCGACGGUGGCGUGCUCAACUGUCGAAGCCGAAUACAUGGCGGCCGCGUUCACGACCAAGGAGGCGCUGUGGCUAAAGAAGCUGUUUGCAGACCUGGACAUCGAGUGCGAGACGGUGCAGAUCGGGUGCGACAACCAGGGAGCAAUCCAGCUGUCCAAGCAUCCCAUCGCCAGCCAGAGAAGCAAGCAUAUAGAUAUCAGCCAUCACUUCAUUCCCGCGUUCGUCAUGGCCAAGCAGCUGGCGCUCCCUUUCCUGGUUGUCGCCGUCUUUUUUGCGGCCCUAGUCGGGGCCAACACCCCGAGCUCCACCUCCCCCAAUGCUGAAAUCAACACCGUCCGCUACGGCUCUUUCUCCCUCGCGCCCUUCGUCAUCCGUGACGUAAACAACCGGCGCCCCGGCAUCACCGUGACGCCCUCAAACCAGGAGCUGUUCACCAACGUCACCUCGUCGCCAGCGGUGACGUCAGCGGAUCCGGUCGACCCGCCGGCUGCCGUCGCGUGCACCGGGACGUCAGCCGGACGCAGGAGACCGUCUUCCGGCGACAAUGGCCCGGGAAGUUGUCCUGGGACCGCGGCCGACCCAAGCCCCACGAAUCAAUCGACCGCGGCUUCCGUUAUCUCAAGCAUGGACCCCUCGUCGGCGCGACACGCCUCCACCCAAUUCUUCAAGGUCGCGCUCGCGCCCCCCCCAAGCGCGCGCGUCCUGACGUUUGACGGGAUCGACAACCUGGAUCAGCGGACGGCUGGGACGGGCAUUUACAAUAAUACCAACCCCGACGUGGAGCCGUCCGAUGGCGGGCUGUGCGCGGGCAACGGAUUCGUCGUCCAGGUCGUCAAACGCGCUCUCGUCGUCUUCGAUUCCGCUUCCGGGGUCCAGCUGACCGUUCCGGUGGCGCUGAACCAGUUUCUGCAGGUGGCCCCGUUUAACAGUACCACCGGAGCCGCGCUCGGCGCGUAUACCUCUAGCCCCCGCUGUGUAUUCGACCGGGACACCGGGCGCUUCUUCUUCUCGUUCCUCCUCAACACGCUGAACGAAACCACGUUCAUGCGCAUGGCGCCGAGCGCCACCCUAGUUGCCGUCACCACCAGCGGCGACCCACGUGCGGGUUACGCUCUCUACCGGCUGCCCACCACAAACGACGGCACCGAAGGGACGCCCGAUCUGAGGCCAACCUGCCCGUGUUUCCUGGCCGCUGUGCUCACAGAAAGCGUCCCUCUGUCUCAGAACGAGCCGAAGCUCGCCGUCAAUGCGGACGUCCUGACGUUGAACGGAAUAUCGUUCUCGCUCUCCACGUUCGAAAGCUCAACUCAGGACGUAUACGCUAUGUCCAAGUUUGCGCUGGCGGCCGGGGACGCGUCCAUCCCAACCGCCGCUUAUAUCAACAGCACGGCUACGCUCGUCGAGGGCAUGCCGGCUAUAAACCUCAAUGUGGCGCGCGUGUCCCCCGAUGAGCAAUUUCCGACCCAGGCGGGGGGCGUCGUCUAUUUCGUCGGCGACACUGACUUCUUUUGCAACGGCACCCUAGUCCGCCAGCUGGCACUUUUCGCGCUCGUCAACACGGGCGCGUUGCGCGGGCCGAAUCCGAACGUCUUCGGCCUUCAACUCGUCCAGACGCUGCUCGACUCCCUGAUUGAGUACAACAACUGUGCUUUCUUCGAUGACGCCAGUCUGAGCCCCAACGGCGGCCUCCCGGCCACUCAGAAGAACGGCCCCCGGGUGCUCAACACAACGGCGCCCCUCGAGCUGCUGGACAGCUUCGACGACGCCGUGAGAGAGCUGGUCUUUGCGAACGGGAACCUCUUUGCCGCGCUCAACCACAUAGUGCCCGGGGAUGCCAACCGGCCGCCCACGGUGGGCAUUGCUUGGUUCCUGAUCACGCCCCACGUCGAACCGGCUGAAAACGGCCGCCCGGCAGAGGUCACGGGACGCGUUUUUAAGGCGGGUGUGGUCGCCGUUGUAAACAGCAACAACGUCCUCCACCCGUCGUUCGCCAUCAAUCGCAACGGGCGGGGCGUCAUGGGCUUCUCCCUCUCGGGCCCCGACUUCUUUCCGAGCGUGGCCUUCGUCGCCUUCGAUGACGUCAGCGGCCCCAAAGGUGACAUUAUCGUCGCGCGGUUGGGAGUGGCACCGGAGGACGGCUUUACGGGCUAUGCAGUCUUCGCUGGCGGCUUUCCCCUGCCGGUGUCGCGCUGGGGGAAUUACUUCAUGGGCACCGCAGACGAGAAGUCGAACCUGUGGUUUGGAAUCGAGUACAUUCCGGACAGGCUCCGCGACCUGGCGGCCAACUGGGGCACGGGCAUCGUCCGUGUGUCCGCAGUUUGA